Lichtheimia ornata is the source of this 1059-nucleotide messenger RNA. RefSeq lists its product as uncharacterized. Gene Ontology annotation, cellular component: protein phosphatase type 2A complex; nucleus; cytoplasm. NCBI's taxonomy places the organism in Eukaryota, Fungi, Mucoromycota, Mucoromycetes, Mucorales, Lichtheimiaceae. The record is from RefSeq and is a predicted model, not a curated record. Gene Ontology annotation, molecular function: peptidyl-prolyl cis-trans isomerase activity; protein tyrosine phosphatase activator activity. The transcript has 5 exons. Gene Ontology annotation, biological process: mitotic spindle organization. Bases 1 to 1059 code for a protein of 352 amino acids.
AUGUAUAAAACACCUGCCAAACGUAUCAUUACAAAAGAACACUUGGAACAGUUUCUUCAAUCGGAGGCUUAUCAAACCUACAUUGACUACAUUGUACGCUUGAACGAUUCUGUUUGCGACCUUAAAAUCGACUCGGACAUCCAUGUCUCACCUAAUGUCAACCAUAUCCUCACCUUGCUUGAUACGCUGCUCAACUUCAUCAAGGAGAUCCCUGCUGUUGAAAACUCAAAGUCGCGAUUCGGCAACCCUGCUUUCCGAGACUUUUACGACCGAGUCGAAGCAUCCAUCACAGAUCUAUUGAAGCCCUUCGUACCUGAGGACGCCAUCGUAGAAGUGUCUCGUUACUUUGUUGAAAGUUUUGGCAACCGGCGACGUAUCGAUUAUGGCACAGGCCACGAAGCUAAUUUUAUGGCAUGGUUACUAUGCUUGGAAAAGUUGGGCGUGCUCACACCUGAGGAUGAUAAGGCAGUGGUUUUAAGGAUCUUUGUAAAAUAUAUUGCUGUGAUGCGACAACUUCAAUUUGAGUAUUGGCUUGAACCAGCAGGAUCACAUGGCGUUUGGGGUCUUGAUGAUUACCACUUUUUACCAUUCAUGUUUGGAUCAUCUCAGCUCAAGAACCACAAGUACAUUCGACCCAAAUCCAUUCAUGAUCAAGAUACUGUGGAAGAGUUUUCAAAGUCAUACAUGUACCUCGCUUGCAUCCAAUUCAUCAACCAAGUAAAAACAUCAGCAUCGCUACGAUGGCAUUCACCCAUGUUGGACGACAUCUCUGCAUGCAAAACAUGGAUCAAGGUGAACCAGGGCAUGAUCAAGAUGUACAAGGCCGAAGUACUAGGCAAAUUGCCGAUCAUGCAGCAUUUCAUGUUUGGAUCCCUUAUCAACUUUGAAGGAGGUGUUGACAAUGCUGAAGAAGACGAGGAUGAAUGUGGCCAUAAUCACCAUCAAGAUACCUUUGCAAAAGGACAAGAGUACCCCGAUUGCUGUGGCAUCCCUGUUCCCAGUGCUAUUGCAGCAGCUGCAUCUCGAUCACGUUCACAGAGACCUAUUCCUUUUGAUUAA